Messenger RNA from Mytilus trossulus (common blue mussel), 1359 nucleotides. RefSeq names its product coiled-coil domain-containing protein 166-like. Bases 125 to 1051 code for a protein of 308 amino acids. Lineage: Eukaryota; Metazoa; Mollusca; Bivalvia; Mytilida; Mytilidae. The transcript is spliced from 6 exons. The record is from RefSeq and is a predicted model, not a curated record.
UAAAGACAAUUCAUGAAGGAUAAUAAUCACCAAAACCCGGACGCGAAAUAGUUAUUUUACCUAGUUCUUUGUUACCGUAGUCACCAGUGACGCCAUUUGAUAAAGUUUAAAAAAUAUAUAAAUCAUGCCACCCAAGAAAGGAAAAAAGGGAAAGGGAAAGAAAGGAAAGAAGGGAGGUAAAGGAGACAAAGAUGACGGUGCAGGAGAAGGACUAGAAAAGCCAAGAACUCCAGAACCAUCGGAGAAAGAAGUCAUAUUACAACAGGAACUGGAAAAAGUUACAAAUGAACUGGAAACCAACAGAGCCAGAGUACAAGAACUACGUAAAGAACAUGAAUGGUUACAACAGGAAGCUAACAGAGUUAAAAUGGAAAGCCAUGAGUACAUGAGUUAUAUGGAUACAAAGGAAACCAUGAGAAAGACGGCCAUUAUAACUCUCAGUGACCAUUACAAACAUGAAAUUCAGGACAUACAAGAUGAGAAAAGUCUCAUGGAACUAGAAUUUAACGAGAAAAAGGAAGCACUACAAAAACUGUUAAUGGAGAAAGAAAAUACCUUAAAGAAAACAACAGAAGAACUGUCACAACUUCAAGAAUAUAAGGAUUUACAAGAUGAACAGUUGUCUAAGAUAAAAAGCCUUGAAGCUGAAGUGAUGCAGAUGAGAGCCAAACAUUCAGAUACAAUACAACAAGUAAAAUCUACCUUCCUUAAAGACAAGAAAGAAUACGAGGAAGAUUCUAGGGAGAAGAUUAAUACACUGGAGAGAUUAGCUAAUAAGGAAGCCAUUCAAUGUUUAACAGAUCACACAAAUAGAAUUAAGACAGAAAAUAGACAGCUUAGGAAAGAAUUACUGGAUCUAAUAAAUAUAACCCGUGCUUACAAGGCUCAUCAACUGGAUCUCCAGGAGCAGAAGAAACAGUUAGUCAGGGAACAACAAUAUGCUGGUGAUUUAAAAACACUCAGGACAACAAGACAACAUAAAGUGUUGAAAAAGUUUGGAAUGUUAACAGACAAUGCCGACUCAUCAGAUAAUGAAGGAACAACAAGUUGAUUCUAUUUAUAGAUUGGGGGAUUUUAUGACAAAAGUUUACUUUGUAUUAAUUUAUGCAUUUGAAACAAAACUUUUAUGUGGAAUCAUUUUGUGUAUUAUACAUUAUUGAUACCCAUGCACUGAUAGUGUUAUAUUGUUAAUUUGACAUGCUGUUCUAUUGGUUAUACAUUUGUUUCCAAUAGUUACGGAGGACGAAGGACAAAUAAAUAUGCCAACUUGAUCAUCCAUGAACUUAUAGGGCAUAGGGAAAUAUUUAUUAUAUAUUAUCUGUGAUAAGAAUCAUAUUAAAACAAUUAAAAAAUAACAAA